Anopheles coustani is the source of this 1243-nucleotide messenger RNA. RefSeq names its product protein LST8 homolog (gene Lst8). Gene Ontology annotation, molecular function: protein binding. Gene Ontology annotation, biological process: regulation of actin cytoskeleton organization; TOR signaling. Gene Ontology annotation, cellular component: TORC1 complex; TORC2 complex. NCBI's taxonomy places the organism in Eukaryota, Metazoa, Arthropoda, Insecta, Diptera, Culicidae. The record is from RefSeq and is a predicted model, not a curated record. The transcript is spliced from 4 exons. The coding region runs from base 189 to 1190 and encodes 333 amino acids.
GAUUGCGUUUGUUUCUGGUAGCGGCGAUUUGUUGUUUGUUUUGUGGUGUUUAAAACAGAUUUGCAACUUCAACAACUUUCGGUGCAAUAGUGAACGAACAGGACUUCAACGGAGAGCAUCUGGUUCCCGUGGCGGGGUUCUGUUUCGAACCCAAUAAAGCACAGGAAAACGAUCCGUUGACGGAAGGCAUGGCGACGGAUGCGUUGAACGAACCGCUGCUGGUGAGCGGAGGCUACGACCACACAAUACGAGUAUGGCAGCCGUACUCCGGCGUCUGCCUUCGAACCAUGCAGCACACGGACUCGCAAGUGAACUCGAUCGACAUUUCACCGAAGCGCAACAUGCUGGCCGCCUGCGGCUACCAGCACAUCCGGCUGUACGAUCUGCACUCCAACUACCCGAUCGUGAACUUUGAAGGGGUGACGAAAAACGUGACCAGCGUCGGUUUCCAGGAGGACGGCAAGUGGAUGUACACCGGUGGCGAGGAUGGGAAGGUGCGCAUCUGGGACAUGAGCUCCCCGAACCCGUCCUGCAAGCGCAUCUUCGACUGCCAGAGCCCGGUGAAUGCGGUCUGCCUGCUGCCGAACCAGGUCGAGCUGCUGAUGGCGCACCAGGGCGGCGGCAUCUACCUGUGGGACGUCAAGUCCGACCAGCACGAUCACCUGCUGCCGGAGGUGGAGUGCUCGAUCCAGGACGUGGCGGUCAGCCCGAACGGCACGUACAUGGCCGCGGUCAACAACAAGGGCAACUGCUUCGUCUGGACACUCAGCAGCUCGAGCGCUGGCGGGGUCGGCGAGGCGGACACGCAGCUGACGCGACCGGAAGCGAAGCUGAAGAUCCCGGCACACGAGAAGUACGGCCUGCGGUGCCGCUUCAGCCCCGACUCGAGCAUGCUGGUGACGUGCUCCGGCGGCAGCACGGCCCGCAUCUACCGCACCGACACCUGGGCACUCCACGCCGAACUGCGCAUCGAGCGCUUCUGGAUGUGGGACGCCAUCUUUAACAACGACUCGAAGUACCUCUUUACGGCUUCAUCGGACCACACGCCGCGACUCUGGCGCAUCGACACCAAAACGAUCGAACGGGAGUACAAUGGCCACUCGAAGGCAGUGACCGCGCUCGCGUUCCGCGACGAACGCAUCGACACGCCGGCGACGGAAAGCGGCCUCGGUUUGUCCUCCACCCAUUAGCCAAUUUGGCGGCUUAGAUCGGCUCGCAAACGAGAUACUCGCUAAAAAACAAA